UGUGGACGUCCUAACCUAUGAUGAGAAGACCUUGUCAGCCAUCUUAAGGAUCUGCAGCAGUGGUCUGGUCAAAUUGUGGAGCUCUUUGACCUUGUUCGGAGCCUAUAAAAACAAGAAAUGUGCCUUCAGAGUGAUUCAGUUUGAAAACAGAAGCAAGCGUCUGCUGAUGACAUCUGGAGAUGCUGAGGAUGUUGCCUGUGGUUUCUGGCCAUCGUGUCUGGUGGAGUGGCCUUCAGAGGAGACUGUGGCUAACUCACCUGGUGCCCGCAGGGCAGUGCUUGCAGCGUGUGCAUGUGAAGGUUGGAGACCGAGCCGAGCUCAGCAGGGCCUUCACAGCGCAGGACGUGGCUACCUUCUCAGAGUUAACAGGAGACACCAAUCCUGUGCACUUAAGUGAAGAUUUUGCAAAACACACCAAGUUUGGAAAGACAAUUGUGCAUGGAGUUUUGAUAAAUGGACUUAUUUCAGCUCUCCUGGGUACUAAAAUGCCAGGGCCAGGUUGUGUGUUUCUUUCUCAGGAAAUUAAAUUUCCAGCUCCUUUAUAUGUUGGAGAAGUGGUUUUAGCAUCUGCAGAAGUGAAAAGGUUGAAGCAGUUUGUUGCUGUUGUUGCAGUGUCCUGUUGUGUGAUGGAAAGUGAAAAGACAGUCAUGGAAGGCUGGGUUAAAGUUAUGGUCUCAGAAGGUUCUAGAUCCUGAAAUACAAAUGUAAGAUUGUAAGUUCAAACCUGCGCUCCUGUUAGCAAGCGCCAUCGGGGGAGGUGGGCUCUGCACUUGAUGAAGGAAUGCUGGCAUACCUG
This is a messenger RNA of Acomys russatus (golden spiny mouse), 796 nucleotides long. It is a transcript of the gene Htd2, whose product is annotated as hydroxyacyl-thioester dehydratase type 2. The transcript is spliced from 3 exons. The record is from RefSeq and is a predicted model, not a curated record. Bases 180 to 695 code for a protein of 171 amino acids. Lineage: Eukaryota; Metazoa; Chordata; Mammalia; Rodentia; Muridae.